Myotis myotis is the source of this 4241-nucleotide messenger RNA. RefSeq names its product klotho beta (gene KLB). NCBI's taxonomy places the organism in Eukaryota, Metazoa, Chordata, Mammalia, Chiroptera, Vespertilionidae. The record is from RefSeq and is a predicted model, not a curated record. Gene Ontology annotation, biological process: carbohydrate metabolic process; fibroblast growth factor receptor signaling pathway. The transcript is spliced from 5 exons. Gene Ontology annotation, molecular function: fibroblast growth factor binding; hydrolase activity, hydrolyzing O-glycosyl compounds; fibroblast growth factor receptor binding. Bases 30 to 3080 code for a protein of 1016 amino acids.
AUGAAAGCAACGUACGCUAUAGGGAAACAAUGUCCACCGGGGGACUGCAGAGAUCUGUCAUCCUGUCAACAUUUCUUCUCCUCCGAGCUGUUACUGGAUUCUCCGGAGACGGAAGAGCUAUAUGGUCUAAAAAUCCUAAUUACAGCCCGGUAAAUGAAAGUCAGCUGUUUCUCUAUGACACUUUUCCUAAAAACUUUUUCUGGGGCGUUGGGACUGGAGCAUUUCAAGUGGAAGGGAGUUGGAAGGCAGAUGGAAGAGGUCCCUCUAUAUGGGACCGUUUCACCCAGACGCACCUUAAAAAUGUCAGCAGUGUGAAUAGUUCCAGUGACAGUUACAUUUUUCUGGAAAAGGACUUAUCGGCUCUGGAUUUUAUAGGCGUUUCUUUUUAUCAGUUUUCAAUUUCCUGGCCAAGGCUCUUCCCCGAUGGAAUAGCAGCAGUUGCCAAUGCAAAAGGUCUCCAGUACUAUAACAGUCUUCUGGACGCUCUAGUACUUAGAAACAUUGAACCUAUAGUAACUUUAUACCAUUGGGACUUGCCUUUGGCACUGCAAGAAAAAUACGGGGGGUGGAAAAAUGAAGUUCUAAUAGAUAUCUUCAAUGACUAUGCCACAUACUGUUUCCAGACGUUUGGGGACCGUGUCAAAUACUGGAUUACAAUUCACAACCCAUAUCUAGUUGCUUGGCAUGGGUAUGGGACAGGUAUGCAUGCCCCUGGAGAGAAAGGAAAUGUAGCAGCUGUCUACGCUGUGGGACACAACCUGAUCAAGGCUCACUCAAAAGUUUGGCACAACUACAACAUAAAUUUCCGCCCACAUCAGAAGGGGCGGUUAUCGAUCACACUGGGAUCCCAUUGGAUUGAACCGAACAGACCAGGAAACACGAUGGAUGUCCUCAAGUGCCAACAGUCCCUGGUUUCUGUGCUCGGGUGGUUUGCCAGCCCUAUCCACGGGGACGGGGACUACCCAGAGCUGAUGAAAAAGCAGCUGCUCUCCAUUCUGCCCCUUUUCUCAGAAGCGGAGAAGAAGGAGGUGAGGGGCACAGCUGACUUCUUUGCCUUUUCCUUUGGGCCCAACAAUUUCAAGCCCCAGAGCACCAUGGCUAAAAUGGGACAAAAUGUGUCACUCAAUUUGAGAGAAGUGCUGAACUGGAUUAAGCUGGAAUAUGGCCACCCCCGGAUCUUGAUUACUGAGAAUGGCUGGUUCACGGACAGUCAUGUGAAAACAGAAGAUACCACAGCCAUCUACAUGAUGAAGAAUUUCCUCAACCAGGUUCUUCAAGCAAUAAGGUUUGAUGAAAUACGCGUGUUUGGUUACACUGCCUGGUCUCUCCUGGAUGGCUUUGAAUGGCAGGAUGGCUACACCACACGUCGAGGAUUAUUUUAUGUGGAUUUUAAUAGUAAACAAAAGGAAAGAAAGCCCAAGUCCUCAGCACAUUACUAUAAACAGAUCAUACGAGAAAAUGGUUUCCCUCUAAAAGAGUCCACCUCCGACGUGCGGGGUGAGUUUCCCUGCGACUUCUCCUGGGGCGUCACUGAGUCUGUCCUCAAGCCAGAGCUGGUGGCUUCCUCCCCACAGUUCACCGAUCCUCACCUGUAUGUAUGGAAUGUGACAGGCAACAGGCUGUUGCACCAAGUGGGAGGAGUGAAGCUGAAAACACGGCCAGGUCAAUGCACAGAUUUUGUCAGCAUCAAAAGACAGGUUGAGAUGUUGGCAAGGAUGAAAGUCACCUACUACCGGUUUGCUCUGGACUGGCCCUCAGUCCUUCCUACUGGCAACCUGUCCACAGUUAACCGACAAGCUCUGCGGUACUACAGGUGUGUGGUCAGUGAGGGCCUGAAGCUCAACAUCUCCCCAAUGGUCACCUUGUACUACCCGACCCACACCCAGCUCGGCCUCCCCACGCCGCUGCAGCAGAGCGGGGGGUGGCUGAACCCAUCGACGGCCAAGGCCUUCCAGGAUUACGCCGGGCUGUGCUUCCAGGAGCUGGGGGACCUGGUGAAGCUCUGGAUCACCAUCAACGAGCCCAACCGACUGAGUGACAUCUACAACCGCACUGGUAACGACACCUACAGGGCAGCCCACAACCUGCUGAUCGCCCACGCCCUGGCCUGGCACCUCUACGACCGGCAGUACAGGCCGGCCCAGCGCGGGUCGGUCUCUCUGUCUCUGCAUUCGGAUUGGGCGGAACCCGCCAACCCCUAUGCAGAGUCGCACUGGCAGGCGGCAGAGCGCUUCCUCCAGUUCGAAAUCGCCUGGUUCGCCGAACCCCUCUUCAAGACCGGGGACUACCCGUUGGCCAUGAGGGAGUACAUCGCCUUCAAGAACAGGCAAGGGCUCUCGCGCUCCACGCUGCCUCAGUUCACCGAGGAGGAGAGGCGGCUAGUCAAGGGCACUGCCGACUUCUAUGCCCUGAACCACUUCACCACCAGGUUCGUGAUGCACGCGCGCCAGAACGGCAGCCACUAUGACACGGACAGGGACGUCCAGUUUCUGCAAGACAUCACCUGCCUGAGCUCCCCCUCCCGCCUGGCCGUGCUGCCCUGGGGACAGCGGAAGGUGCUGAGCUGGAUCCGGAGGAACUACGGAGACCUCGAUGUUUACAUCACGGCCAAUGGCAUUGAUGACCCAGCUCUGGAAAACGAUGAACUCCGAAAGUACUACCUAGAGAAAUACAUUCAGGAGGCCAGGAAAGCAUACCUGGUUGAUAAAGUCAAAAUCAAAGGCUAUUAUGCAUUCAAACUGACUGAAGAAAAAUUUAAACCCAGAUUUGGAUUCUUCACAUCUGACUUAAAAGCUAAAUCCUCAAUUCAGUUUUACAACAAACUGAUCAGCAACGGUGGCUUCCCUUCUGAGAACAAUAGUCCUAGAUGCAGUCAGACUCAAAGAAACACAGAGUGCACUGUCUGCUUAUUUCUUGUGCAGAAGAAGCCACUGAUAUUCUUUGGUUGUUGCUUCUUCUCUACCCUGGUUCUACUUUUAUCAAUCACCUUUUUUCAUAAGCGAAAGAGGAGAAAAUUUUGGAAAGCAAAGGACUUCCAACACAUACCAUUAAAGAAAGGCCACAAGAAAGUUCUUAGCUAAACUGAUCCUACUUCUGCCUGCAUGAUAGAAAUCUUAAAAAUUCACUCCAGUUCCAUGUACUCAUAACUUACAUAAGAUAUACCUAUAUUGUAACAAAGAAAAUUUGAGAUAUUAGUGGUAGCCAAGAUGAUGACAAUCGAUCUUGUGUUUCAGAUGAAUUUUCCUGUAGGUCUCUUCAUGUCAGUGAAUUCAGUUCUUGGAUCUGAAGAUAAAGGCUUUACCUAGACCAGCAAUUAUCAACCUUUUUCAUCUCAUGGCACACAUAAACCAAUUAUUAACAUUCUGUAGCACACCAAAAAAUUUAUUUUUGCUGAUCUGACAAAAAAAAGUGUAAUUCUAAUUCAUUCACACUGGAUAGCUAUUGUGUUAGCUGUUGUCAUUUUUUUGACAAUCUAAGGGAAAAGAGGUCAGUGCCCCUAAAUAGGUAUUGCAUGUUUUAAAAAUCCUUGCAGCACACCAGUUAAAAAUCACUGACUUAGACAAUAAGCUAUGAAGAUUAUCUGAUACAUUGCUUCAAUGAUGUUUUCCAUCAUUCUUCUUUUAUGAAUACCAAGCUACUUGUCAUAAAAAAAAUUACUUUGAAAAAGUGCAACUUUGUUUUGUUAGACUCCAUAGCAGAGAUUUAAAACUCAACACUGGAUGAUCAGUGAUAUAUUCUGUCACUUCUAAUAAGGUGCUUUGCCCUUUAUGGCAGAGUGGUUCUCAAAUGGAAAGAGAAAAAACAAUAGGGUAGAGUGCUGUCUAUAGCCAGUUACAGCAUACUCAAGCACAUCCCUUAGUUUUCCUCAAUAGAAAUACAAAUUAUCAUCUAAUUUUGUGAGGUCUCUCCUUUAUUAAGUGAUUUUUUAAAAAUAAGAUGUUAACCUCCAUUAACUCAUCUCAUGUAAAGAUCAGAAUACUAAGAUUAAGGACAGCAAGACCCAAAUGCCUGUCAAGAUAGGAAGUCACCCAAGGAACUCUCUUUAGACAAAUUGACAUUCUUCCUCACAUGAGUUUUGUGAGGUGACAAAAUCGUAUCUAGCAUACUUAGGAAAUGUUUUAUUUAUCCAAGUUAUCAGACCAAGGACCAUAUCAUUCCCAAGACUAGCUCUCCCCUGAGGAGCUUCACUCUUCAGACACCACAUGCAUACAUGGACCUCUCAAGGUGUAGAAUGCAGCCAC